Diplodia corticola is the source of this 1779-nucleotide messenger RNA. Its product is annotated as regulator of chromosome condensation-like protein. The record is from RefSeq and is a predicted model, not a curated record. The transcript has 2 exons. NCBI's taxonomy places the organism in Eukaryota, Fungi, Ascomycota, Dothideomycetes, Botryosphaeriales, Botryosphaeriaceae. The coding region runs from base 1 to 1779 and encodes 592 amino acids.
AUGUCCGCUCCACGUUAUAACUUUGACUUCCCGCCCGCCACCCAGUCGGCUUCUGACCAGGACUCGGCGAACUUGCCUGCCCGCCUGCAGCACAUUCGCCAGGCCCUCCAGCGCGAACGCGAGCAGCAGCGCGCCGAGAACGACGUCGCCGCCUCCGAACGCCGCAGCCGCUUGGCCGACCCCAGCCAGCCUCCCAUGCCUCGCCGCAAUCGCCGCGGCCCCCGCGGGCCCAACAGAUCCCAUGGUGCGUUCGAGGAUCAGCCUAGACGCAUUCGCUCGCCUCCCCGCCCAGAACCCUCCGAUCCCCCGACUUCGGCAAUCCGCAACAGACCCCAUGCCGAGCCGAGCCAGCGCUUCAGUGCCUUGCGCCGUGCACGCCAGCAGCGGGAGCAGAGCGGCACUCCUCUGUCCGAACUCACCGAGCUGGAGCGUGCCGGCGAGCGCCUCGCCGAGAUAAGCCAGAGCAUCUCCCAGCUCAUCGGUCCCAACAAUCUGUCCAACGCCGACCUGUUGCGUCUUGAAUUCGGCCCCCCCAGGGACGACCUGUCAGAGCGCAGGAGCUUCAAGCGGAGGAAGCUGGACCGGGACGAUGUCUCGGCCAUACUCAGCUCCAGAUACGGCCACUUUGGCCAGGUGGUGCCCGGGCGCCUGAGGAUGGAGAUUGUCAGUUGUGACGGUGGCGAGUACAGUGACAACUCGGGGGACCUUCACAGGGUUGGUAAUGCUUUGAAGAACGAUGCUAGCGUGUACUGCACCAAAAAGUCGCAUUGCAACAUGAUCUUGAGACACCAUGGAGAGAGCACCUUUAGCUUGGAUAAGAUCGUCAUCAGGGCGCCCGAACGGGGAUUUACAGCUCCGUACGUUAACUCUGACGAAGAAACUUUGUUGGAGCCUACUGACCCGGAUGCGGCGAACAGCGUCCAGGAAGGCAUGAUUUUCUUGGCCAUGGACACCGAGUCCCUACUCACCGGCACUGCUCCCUACCAAAUCGACUACGGCGCUGGUUCUUCGACCUCGUCUCGUGCCUCCAGUACCUCUUCCUCUUCGUCCCGCCGGCCCGACCGCAUCUCCCUCCUCGAAAGCCUCCACGAUCCCGAAGUACUCGCGGGAAUGGCCCGUCGCCACGACUUCCGCGAUCGUUCGGAGCAACAGACGCCAGAGGAGCGUGAGGCAAGGUAUGCACGUCUGCUACGCAUGAGGCGUCGUCUGGAGUCGAGACAGCACAGAGAUACCACCAGCGACAACUGCGACUACUCCGAGUCGGCCGAUCGACCUGCCAUCAUCUCCCCCAGUGCGCCAACACCGCCCCCGGCUCUCCAAGGCCUUCAUGUCACCCAGGAAGAGGAUGAUCAGUCGAGCGAGUCGGAACCGGACCAGCCCAGUGCAUCAAUCAUGGCAGAUCGGUUGCGAAGGGACAGCCGUUGGCGCGCAGAGAGCGAGGAAGACGAGUACGAGGACGAGGUGCGGAACGUUAAUCACCUCCUCUGGGACCGAAGAACAGGGCCUGGCAUCAUUCGCUCUGCACGGAGGAGCACUCCUAGCAAGAUUGAGCCGGAAGAUUCUGCGGUGCUGGACGGCGACGUCUUGGCCCCCCAUGCAAGAUUCUUUAUGCAAAAGAACAAGAGCAAGAUCACCAUUCGGUUUGACCCGCCUGUAUCCGGCAAAUUCAUCCUCCUCAAACUCUGGAGUCCCUCCAAGCAUGGCAACAUUGAUAUUCAGAAUAUCGCUGUUCACGGAUUCUCCGGACCGCGCUACUUCCCUGCCGUUGAGAUGCGUUGA